Messenger RNA from Acanthosepion pharaonis, 1242 nucleotides. The record is from the annotation of a GenBank genome assembly. NCBI's taxonomy places the organism in Eukaryota, Metazoa, Mollusca, Cephalopoda, Sepiida, Sepiidae.
AUGAAUGGAAUUCCUUUUCUAUACCAGCAGACAAUACUACUGUCAUGGCAGGAAUUUCCUGCCUGGUCAUCUAUCUAUCUAUCUAUAUAUCUAAGCCUGGUCUAUCUAUCUAUCUAUCUAUCUAUAUAUCUAAGCCUGGUCUAUCUAUCUAUCUAUCUAUCUAUAUAUAUAUCUAAGCCUGCCUGGCCAUCUAUCUAUCUAAGCCUGGCCAUCUAUCUAUCUAUCUAUCUAUCUAUCUAUCUAUCUAUCUAUCUAAGCCUGGCCAUCUAUCUAUCUAAGCCUGGCCAUCUAUCUAUCUAUCUAUCUAUCUAUCUAUCUAUCUAUCUAUCUAAGCCUGUUCAUCUAUCUAUAUAUAUAUCUAUCUAUCUAUCUAAGCCUCCUGUUCAACUAUCUAUCUAUCUAUCUAUUUAUAUAUCUAUGCCUGUUCAACUAUCUAUCUAUCUAUCUAUUUAUAUAUCUAAGCCUGUUCAACUAUCUAUCUAUCUAUCUAUCUAUCUAAGCCCGUUCAAUUAUCUAUCUAUCUAUAUAUCUAAGCCUGUUCAAUUAUCUAUCUAUCUAUCUAUCUAUCUAUCUAUCUAUCUAAGCCUGUUCAUCUAUCUAUCUAUCUAUCUAUCUAAGCCUGUUCAUCUAUCUAUCUAUCUAUAUAAGCCUGUUCAUCUAUCUAUCUAUCUAUAUAAGCCUGUUCAUCUAUCUAUCUAUCUAUCUAAGCCUGUUCAUCUAUCUAUCUAUCUAUCUAUCUAUCUAUCUAUCUAUCUAUCUAUCUAUCUAUCUCAUUCUAAAACGGUGCCCAAACACAGACAAACACCGCUGCUGCUUCCUUUUUCUGCUAGAAGAAAUACGAACCGUCUUUUAUUGCUUUCAGGAAGCGUUCAGAAUUCUUCAACAUGUCAGCUACCUUCUUCCCUGUUGGUGGCCAAGAAAGAGGCGAAGCAGAAAACUAAAAGAAGAGGUGAGGAUGAUGAGCGUCAUUCCUCAUCCACUCAUCUUACCGAUCUGCCUAGCCACCCUAAUCACAUACCAGGCUUUCUUUCCUCAUGCUAUCACCUCGAGGAACUAAUUAAAAUAGGCAGGUGCAGUUUCGAAAGUCGGAGAGUAAGAACUGAAGGAAUGGCUUUUACAUUUGACGUGUUUCUUUCUUUCGUCAUCAACUUUUUUCUUUCCAUGAAUGUUAUCUUCUUAUUCGUUUUUAAAUUGCCCCUCUUUUAUCUAUCUAUCUCAGUCUUUUUAUUAUCUCUCUGUUGA